AUGGGUCAAUCAAUAAUUCGACCUGGCUAUAGAGACAACCGCAACAUAAGCAGUAUUGGCUUUAGUUUCAAAGCAUGCAAACUCUGCUAUUGCUUGAAUGGUUUAGUCGAGUGUGGUGCAAACAGGAAAUCCGGGCAGCAAGCCUUAUCCGGCGUCAGAUUCCCGCUGCUUGUCUGCUUUGUGCAAGCUCGCGUAUCGAUUUCAGGCAUGGUAUGGGCUGUUCCAAAGAAGGCCAGGGCGGGCGACGUAGCGAGCCCCAAGACCGAAUGGCAAUAUCCCUGCGACCAAAGCAUUCUGCUCUUCUCGCCUUCUUGUGAGAACUGUGGAGCUGAUCAAGCGGGUACAAGACUCCUAACCAAUAAUCUUGUGGAGUAUUCGCGAAGAAGACGUCCCAGAAGUGCUCCGGUUGAACCGUUUGGUAAUGUCGCCCGCGAGGAGACUUGGGCCCCGAUCACGUGA
Molecule: messenger RNA, 459 nt
Organism: Microsporum canis CBS 113480
Lineage: Eukaryota; Fungi; Ascomycota; Eurotiomycetes; Onygenales; Arthrodermataceae
Exons: 3
Coding region: 1-459 (152 amino acids)
Source: RefSeq, a predicted model, not a curated record